GCAACAGCUCAGUUUUCUAACCCGGAAGGCCUGGAGGGGUAAGGACAGGGCAGAUAGGGGGUGUGUAUACUCUCGGAAGGAGAUGUGGUUUUGUGGUUGCUCCUGCUGUCAUUUAAAGGAGCACUGGUUCAGCCCAGCCACUUCAGUCUACAGAAGGGUGUGCCCUAGAAUGCUGAAGCCGGAGGAGGCAAAAGGACUCGUCCAACAAAGAGUGUUGGCACACUGUCAGGUCCCCUGUCUUGGGUCUGUAUCCUUGGGGGAUGGGCUUUGGAGUCCAUGUCUGUUGAGAAGGACUCUUCGGGUAAAGGAGAUCGUGGGGUGGGGAGAGGAAAGGAAGCACGGUGGAAGAAUGCCAUCAAGUUAGAGAAGGACACAUUCUUCCAAAGACCCGAGAAGAAGACACAGGCCCUUGGUUGGCUGUGGGAGGUCCAGGGUCGAGGACAGUUACCACCAGCCCUGUCUUCCCUUCCCGAAGUCUCCAGAGAUAUGCUGCGGGGUUUCAAGGCUGUGGGAGGAAAGAAGGAAGGAAGGGAGGGAGGAAAGGAUGGAUAGAUGGAUGCAUAAAAGGUGGAUGGAUGGAUGGAUGGAUGGAUGGAUGGAUGGAUGGAUGGAUGGAUGGAUGGAUGGAUGGAUGGAUGGACCAACGGAUCGAUGGAUCGGUCGAUGGAUGGAUGGGUCGAUGGACGGAUGGGUCAAUGGAUGCCUAAAAGGAUGAAGGGAAGGGAGGGAGGGAGGACAUACAAGUGAAUGGAUGAAUGAGUGAAUAAAUCAAAUCCUCCAAGUGACAUUCCUCUGCUUUCUAAUCUCUGCACUUAUAAAAUGGCAUCUCAAAUUGAGUAUAAAAUUCCAGGGGCAGGAAUGAAGGAGGGGUGGAGGCAAAGUGGAAAGGAGGAAAAUUGCCCCUUUUCAUAUGGCAGGCAGAAGGAACCAAUUGACAGGACGAUGAUUUGCUCAGUUAGAGAUUCCUGUCCCCAAUCUUCAGUUUUGUUCAUUCUCAGAUUCCAGUUUCCGAUUUAAUUUUCUUCUCUCCACAGGAUAACGCUGACCCCAGGCCGCUCUUCACCUGGACAGGAUGAGAGCAUCAGGUGUGCUCCGCCUCCUGGCCCUCAUCUUCGCUCUGGUCACAACAUGGAUGUUUAUUCGAACCUACAUCAGCUUCAGCAUGAAAACCAUCCGCCUGCCCCGAUGGCUGGAAGGUCCAGCCUCCAAGGAGAUCCGAGUCGUCAAGUCCAAGUGCAGCCUCAGCAAGCCCUGCCCAAAGGACUACUUUGCGUUUAAAAUCUGCAGCGGGGCUGCCAACGUCGUGGGCCCUUCCAUGUGUUUCGAAAACCAAAUGAUCAUGAGCCCUGUGAAAAACAACGUGGGCAGAGGCCUGAACAUUGCACUGAUCAAUGGAUCUGUGGGAACGAUGCUGAGACACAGCUACUUCGACAUGUACUCUGGAGACCCCAAUGAACUGGUGAAAUUCCUUAAGGAAAUUUCAGGGGACAUGCUGGUGCUGGUGGCCUCCUAUGACGACCCGGGCACCAAAAUGAAUGAUGAGGCCAGGAAGCUCUUCUCCAACUUGGGGAGUUCCUACGCAGAGCAGCUUGGGUUCCGGGACAGCUGGGUCUUCUUGGGGACCAAAGACAUCAAGAGUAAAAGUCCAUUUGAGCAGUUCUUAAAGAACGACCCCAAAACAAACAAAUACGAGGGAUGGCCGGAGCUGUUAGAGCUGGAGGGCUGUGUGCCACGGAAGGUAUAUUAGGGCCUCUGACUCCUCCUGGGCCCAGGGCCUGAAGAAACUGCCUGACCUAGGAGUCGGAGCCGGGGAUGGCUGUGGACUAGACUGGCCGAGCAGACUGCGGAAGAGAAGAGGGGAGCGGCUGUUGAUGGUUGCUACACACCAUAACAAGCGUCCCCCUCUGCGGAAACAAAACUCUGCUGCUGGGCUGAGAUGUCCUGCCCAGGAGGUGACCAGCCUCAGAGGGCCCUUCUAUAACCAGCCGUCCACUGAGAGAACAGGUGUGCUUCGCGUCAGGGCUGCUGACUGUCGUCCCGAGGACGGACUGGCCACACUCGACCAACAUUAAAUUUUA
Loxodonta africana (African savanna elephant) is the source of this 2078-nucleotide messenger RNA. RefSeq names its product FAM3 metabolism regulating signaling molecule D (gene FAM3D). The transcript has 9 exons. Lineage: Eukaryota; Metazoa; Chordata; Mammalia; Proboscidea; Elephantidae. The record is from RefSeq and is a predicted model, not a curated record. Bases 1073 to 1747 code for a protein of 224 amino acids.